Messenger RNA from Penicillium pulvis, 2742 nucleotides. RefSeq lists its product as uncharacterized. Bases 1 to 2742 code for a protein of 913 amino acids. The record is from RefSeq and is a predicted model, not a curated record. The transcript has a single exon. Lineage: Eukaryota; Fungi; Ascomycota; Eurotiomycetes; Eurotiales; Aspergillaceae.
AUGGCGAAGCCAAGCAUGGGAAAGGUUCAGCGGGGGAAGAACUCUAUUGAUAGAUAUUUUACAAAAAAGGUUGGGACGAGUGUGACAAGCAAGGCUAAUGAUGGAAUCAUCCAGACCACGAAUCCCUCUCGCGAGCCCAUCGCGAAUCAAUCAGCGUCGAAGAGAAGACGACUGAAUGAUGAUGGAAAGCUGGAGCCAACGGCAUCUGGGGCCACAAUGGUACUCAGCAGCUCAACAGAUUACGAGGGGCCUGACACAGAAGAUGAUGGUCUGAUUGCCCUGAUGGUUAAGGACUGUGAAGAACGAGAAGGUGACUUCAAUGUCCCUGGUGAAGAAGGUGACUUCAAUGUCCCUGGUGAAGAAGGUGACUUCAAUGUCCCUGGUGAAGAAGGUGACUUCAAUGUCCCUGGUGAAGAAAGUGACUUCAAUGUCCCUGGUGAAGAAGGUGACUUCAAUGUCCCUGGUGAAGAAGAAGAUGAUGAUGAAGGAGAAGGGACAAAGAAGAAGAAGAAGAAAAUGACGAAAACUUCGAUAAAGAAGACAUUGAAAAAGGUGAUGAGGAAGGCGUUGAAGAAACUUGUGAAGAAGAAAGAGGAACAGAAAGAAGAACAAGAAGAAGAACAGGAAGAAGAAGGCGAUGAAGAAGAGUCUAAAGAAGAAGAAGACAAUCUUGGAGGAGCGAAAGAAGAAUCUGAUGAAGAUUUUGAAGGAGAAGAAGAAGACAACGAUGAAGAGUUUGGAGGAGCAGAAGAAGAAGAAGAAGCAGAAGAAAAGAAUGAUGAAGAAGACGAUGAGAUAGACGAUGAAGAUGACGACGAAGAAGACGAUGAAGGAGAGUUUGAAGGAGAGUUUGAAGGAGAGUUUGAAGGAGAAGAAGAAGAAGAAGAAGAAAAUGAUCAAGAUCGUGAUGGACAGAAAGUUCUUGAUGAAUUCGAAGAGCGUGAUCUUAAGCUUCUGUCGGAAUACCGACAAAGGACCAGACAUAUCAAUAUUGAAUCGGUGUCUAAAUCGCGCCUGGCGGUCGCACUGCGAAUAGCUCUCGAAACUAUGAACGAAGAAGCCAAUCGUGCGACUCAAGAGACUCACAUGAUCAACCCGUUCAGAGAUCGCCUGCGGAAUGGGAAAGUUGAGCAGUUCUUUGAUGAUUAUAUGCGGGGGAUUGAUGCUUCGGUGUUUGCUUUAUGGCAGAAGGAUAAUCUGACUGCCGAGGAUUUCCUAAAUGCAAACCUCCGCUGUGCAGGUGACGAUAAAAGACAAGGGGUAUAUUUCGACGUUGUCACAAGUGAAAAUGGGAAAGAAUUGAAAGCUGGCUAUGUCGGGUCAGCUAUCAUCAUGCGAAAGCGGAUCAAGUUUCAUUUGGAUACUGUCGACCGAAUGAAGCGCGGGAUAUCACAAUGGGCUCAAACCAAGGUGUAUUAUCAGAAGACACAAGAGAAUGACGUCAAGUCUCACCACUUUGUCUUCGCUGCUUUCGAGGCACAUCUUCCCAUGGGUCACCUCGUUUUGCUGGAGGGCAUUGCCACUAUUCUGCUGAAUACUCUUCUGGAGUGCAGAAGAAAUGAGCAAUACAAUUCAAGGGAAGCUUGGGAUAUGGCGAAGAAGAUUCGCGAGAAAGCAGGUCUUGCACAGCUACAAUGGCAAGGCCUGAACAAAGCAUUCCAGCUUCUGCAGGGCCACCGAAGGCGUCCGGUCACUGAAAGGGAUAAGUGCGCCAACCCGGGUUGUACGGGAGAAGCAAAAUCAUUUGUGAGGCCAGAAUGGAGAGAAUUCUAUCCAGGGGAUUUCAUCUGUGUGAACUGCUAUCGAUGGGUGACGAAGCGUCAUAAAAUGAGCGCAAGAAAGCUCCCAGAUCCUGACUUUGUGCCAGUGAAAGAUCGCGAAUGCGAUGCUUGCGGUGGAACGUAUCUCGAAGUGGGGAACAAAUGGUGCAAGAUCCCGGUUGAGUGGAGGGAGAAUUUUAAAGGCAAAUACUUGUGUAGCAAUUGCUUUGCUUGGUCAACGGACCGCAACGGAAAAAGAAAUCCCGCCCCAACUGAUCCAAAAGCCAGGCUCGCGAAAAAGAAGGCUCGCGAGGAGGAUGAAGAUGAUGUGCCAACGAAAGAUCGCAAAUGCAGUUCUUGCGGCGGAUCUCAUGAAGAGGUGGGCAAACGUUGGCGCAGAAUCCCACCAAAGUGGAAAGAUAUAUUUAAAGGCACCUGGAUGUGUCAAAGGUGUUUCCAUUGGGCAGAGAGACACCCCGGACAAAAACACCCCCGUCCAAGAUAUCCAAGGACCAAGAUCGUGAAGAAGGAUGAGGAGGAGGAUGGAGAUGAUGUGCCACCGAAAGAUCGCGAAUGCAGUUCUUGCGGCGGAUCUCAUGAAGAGGUGGGCAAACGUUGGCGCAAGGUCCCACUUGCGUGGAGAGUGAACUUUAAAGGCAAAUGGAUAUGUGAAACUUGUUUUAACUGGUCAGAGCGCUACAAUGGAAAAAGGAAUCCCGCCCCAACAGAUCCAAAAGCCAGGCUCACAACGAGGGAGGAGAAUGAGCCAGUGAAAACGCGCAAAUGCGCCAAUUGCGGAGCUGGUGCCGAGAAGAUUUCGUGUUGGCAAAAGAUUCCAGCCGAGUGGAGAGAGAACUUUGGGAGCAUGUUUCUCUGUCUCACUUGUUUCCGCCAUGUGGAUAAGAGUGAUGGGAAAGUGGUUGAUUUUGAGCGCCGUUUUUACCGAGUCCGUGCUCGCAAACCCCGUGUUCGCAAACGUUGA